Elephantulus edwardii (Cape elephant shrew) is the source of this 4977-nucleotide messenger RNA. It is a transcript of the gene PIK3C2A, whose product is annotated as phosphatidylinositol-4-phosphate 3-kinase, catalytic subunit type 2 alpha. NCBI's taxonomy places the organism in Eukaryota, Metazoa, Chordata, Mammalia, Macroscelidea, Macroscelididae. Gene Ontology annotation, cellular component: plasma membrane; cytoplasm; phosphatidylinositol 3-kinase complex. Gene Ontology annotation, molecular function: 1-phosphatidylinositol-3-kinase activity; 1-phosphatidylinositol-4-phosphate 3-kinase activity; phosphatidylinositol binding. The record is from RefSeq and is a predicted model, not a curated record. Bases 70 to 4977 code for a protein of 1635 amino acids. Gene Ontology annotation, biological process: cell migration; phosphatidylinositol-3-phosphate biosynthetic process; phosphatidylinositol 3-kinase/protein kinase B signal transduction. The transcript is spliced from 32 exons.
UGUAGGUCUUACUAUUUGGGAUGCUAUAAGAAGAAAUUGGAGGAAGACGGAUUUGGUCUUUGAGUGGACAUGGCUCAGAUCUCCAGCAACAGCAGAUUUAAGCGGUGUUCAGCUUCACGUCUAGAACAAGCAAGAACAAAAGAUGUAGACAAAGAAGAAGCAUUACAGAUGGAAGCAGAAGCUUUAGAAAAAUUGCAAAAGGAUAGACAAAUGACUAGUAAUCAGAGAGAUUUUGACUUGUCAAGCAGCACUAGACAAAAAGCACAAGUUCCUAACAAACAGGAUUAUGAUCUCAUGGUAUUUCCUGAAUCAGAUUCCCAGAAAAGAGCACUAGAUAUUGAUGUGGAAAAACUCUCCCAAGCUGAACUUGAGAAAUUACUGUUGGAUGACAAUUUUGAAACUAGAAAAACACCUGUAUUGCCAGUCACUCCUGUUCUUAGCCCUUCAUUUUCAGCCCAGUUCUGUCUUAGACCGACUAUUCAGAGAGGACAGUGGGCACCUGGAUUACCUGGACCUUCCUCUUACACUUUACCUUCUAUUUAUCCCUCUACUUUUACUAAGCAAACUGCAUUCCAGAAUGGCUUCAGUCCAACAGUGCCCACGUUUCCAUCUACAGAACCCAUAUAUUUAAGUCUCCCAGCACAAUCUACAUAUUUUUCAUAUCCUUUAGUACCUACCACACCUUUUCAUCCACAAGGAAACCUGCCUAUCUAUCGGCCAGUGGUCAGUCCUGACAUGGCAAAACUAUUUGAUAAAAUAGCUAGCACGUCAGAAUUUUUAAAAAAUGGAAAAGCAAGAACUGAUUUGGAAAUAACUAAUUCAAAAGCUACAGUCAGCAAUCUACAGCUUUCUCCAAAGUCUGAUGAUAUUAGUAAAUUCGACUGGUUAGACUUGGAUCCUCUGAGUAAACCGAAGGUAGACAAUGUAGAGGUAUUAGACCAUGAAGCAGAAAAAAAUAUUCCGGGUUUACUAGCAGAGGAUCCUUGGGAAGCUGUUCUUCUGGAAGAGAGAUCACCAGCAAGUUGUCAUCUUGAAAGAAAGGUGAAUGGAAAAUCCCUUUCUGGGACAUCUGUUAUAAGAAGCCAGUCUUUAAAUAUUCGGACAACUCAGCUUACAAAAGUCCAGGGCCAAAUGUCUCAGAAGGACCCAAAGGGGACCAGUAGUUUACUGACUGGAAGUUCUUUUCUGCAAGAAAUUGAAGUACAAAAUGAGGAAGUGGCAGCUUUUUGUCAGUCAGUUACAGAAUUGAGGACCAACUUUCCAUAUACCAGUCACUGUACAAAUCCAGGCUAUUUGUUAAGUCCAGUCACAGCACAAAGGAACAUUUGUGGAGAAAAUGCAAGUGUGAAGGUCUCUAUUGAAAUUGAAGGAUUCCAGCUACCAGUUACUUUUACAUGCGAUGUGAGUUCUACUGUAGAAAUCAUUAUAAUGCAAGCCCUUUGCUGGGUGCAUGAUGACUUGAAUCAAAUAGAUGUUGGCAGCUAUGUUCUGAAAGUUUGUGGUCAAGAGGAAGUACUGCAGAAUAACUAUUGCCUCGGAAGUCAUGAAUAUAUUCAAAACUGUCGAAAAUGGGACACAGAAAUUAAACUACAACUCUUGACUUUCAGUGCAAUGUGCCAAAAUCUGGCACGAACAGCAGAAGAUGAUGAAACACCUGUGGAUUUAAACAAACACCUGCAUCAAAUAGAAAAACCUUAUAAGGAAGUCAUGACAAGACACCCUGUUGAAGAACUCUUAGAUUCUUAUCACAACCAAGUGGAACUGGCUUUUCAAGUUGAAAACCAACACCGAGCAGUAGAUCAAGUGAUUAAAGCUGUAAGGAAAAUCUGCAGUGCUUUAAAUGGUGUGGAGACGCCUGCCAUUACAGAAUCGGUAAAGAAGCUAAAGAGAGCCGUUAAUCUUCCAAGGAGUAAAAGUGCUAAUAUGACUUCAUUAUCUGGAGGAGAAACUAGCAAGAGCUCAACAAAGGGUUCAUUAAAUUCAGAAAAUCCUGUUCAAACAAGCAUGGACCAAUUAACUGUAGCAGUUUAUGAUCUUCUCAGACUACAUGCAAAUUCUGAUAGGAGUCCUUCAGGUUGUGCUCAAAGUAGCAAUAUCAAGGAAACUUGGACCACAACAGACCAACUCCAGUUUACUGUCUUUGCUGCACAUGGAAUUUCAAGUAACUGGGUAUCAAAUUAUGAGAAAUACUAUUUGAUAUGUUCCCUGUCUCAUAAUGGAAAGGAUCUUUUUAAACCUAUUCAAUCCAAGAAGGUUGGCACUUACAAGAAUUUCUUCUAUCUUAUUAAAUGGGAUGAACUGAUCCUUUUUCCCAUCCAGAUAUCACAGCUACCAUUAGAAUCACUUCUUCAUCUUACUCUUUUUGGAAUUUUGAAUCAGAGCAAUGGAAGUUCUCCUGAUUCUAAUAAGCAAAGAAAAGGGCCAGAAGCUUUGGGCAAAGUUUCCUUGCCUCUUUUUGACUUUAAACGGUUUUUAACAUGUGGAACUAAACUACUAUAUCUUUGGACUUCAUCUCAUGCAAAUCCUAUUCCUGGAACAGUACCUAAAAAAGGAUAUGUAAUGGAAAGGAUAGUGCUACAGGUUGACUUUCCUUCUCCUCCAUUCGAUAUCCUUUAUACUACUCCUCAAGUUGACAGAAGCAUUAUUCAGCAGCAAAAUUUAGAAACACUGGACAGUGAUAUAAAGGGAAAACUUCUUGACAUUCUUCACAGAGACUCCUCAUUUGGACUUUCUAAAGAAGAUAAAGCCUUUUUGUGGGAGAAACGUUAUUACUGUCUCAACCAUCCAGAUUGUCUUCCUAAAAUACUAGCAAGUGCCCCAAACUGGAAAUGGGUUAAUCUUGCCAAAACUUACUCACUUCUUCAACAGUGGCCUCCAUUGCACCCACUGAGUGCAUUAGAACUUCUUGAUUCAAAAUUUGCUGAUCAGGAAGUGAGAUCCUUAGCUGUAACCUGGAUUGAAGCCAUUAAUGAUGAUGAACUAAUAGAUCUUCUUCCACAGUUUGUGCAAGCUUUGAAAUAUGAAAUUUACUUGAACAGCUCAUUAGUGCACUUCCUCCUAUCCAGGGCGUUGGGAAAUAUCCAUAUAGCACACAAUUUAUAUUGGCUCCUGAAGGAUGCCCUGCAUGAUGCACAGUUCGGUGCCCGAUAUGAAUAUAUUUUGGGUGCUCUGCUCUCAGUGGGAGGAAAAAGACUUAGAGAAGAACUCUUAAAGCAGACAAGACUUGUUCAACUUUUAGGAGGAGUAGCAGAAAAAGUAAGACAGGCUAGUGGAUCAGCCAGACAGGUUGUUCUCCAAAGGAGUAUGGAACGAGUGCAGUCCUUUUUUUUAAGGAAUAAAUGUCGUCUCCCUCUCAAUCCAAGUCUUGUGGCAAAAGAAUUAAAUAUUAAGUCUUGUUCUUUCUUCAAUUCUAACGCUGUGCCCCUAAAAGUUGCAUUGGUGAAUGAUGAUCCUAUGGGAGAAGAAAUUAAUGUGAUGUUUAAGGUUGGUGAAGAUCUACGGCAAGAUAUGUUAGCUUUACAGAUGAUAAAGAUUAUGGAUAAGAUCUGGCUUAAAGAAGGACUAGACUUGAGGAUGGUCAUUUUCAAAUGCCUGUCAACUGGCAGAGAUCGAGGUCUAGUGGAGCUAGUGCCUUCUUCAGAUACCCUUAGGAAAAUCCAAGUGGAAUAUGGAGUGACAGGAUCCUUUAAAGAUAAACCUCUUGCGGAUUGGCUGAGGAAAUAUAAUCCCUCUGAAGAAGAAUAUGAAAAGGCUUCUGAAAAUUUUAUUUAUUCGUGUGCUGGGUGCUGUGUAGCCACCUAUGUUUUAGGCAUCUGUGAUCGGCACAAUGAUAAUAUAAUGCUUCGAAGCACAGGACACAUGUUUCACAUUGACUUUGGAAAAUUCUUGGGCCAUGCACAGAUGUUUGGUAGCUUCAAAAGGGAUCGGGCUCCUUUUGUGUUAACUUCUGAUAUGGCAUAUGUCAUCAAUGGGGGUGAAAAGCCCACCAUUCGUUUCCAGUUGUUUGUGGAUCUUUGCUGCCAGGCUUACAACUUGAUAAGAAAGCAGACAAAUCUCUUUCUUAACCUUCUUUCACUGAUGAUUCCUUCGGGGUUACCAGAACUCACAAGUAUUCAGGAUUUGAAAUAUGUUAGAGAUGCCCUUCAGCCCCAAACUACAGAUGCAGAAGCUACAAUUUUCUUUACCAGGUCUUAUUUGACAAUGAUCAUGAUCACUUUAUUAUAUAGUAUUGCCAAGUUAAAAAUUUAUGUAGUCCGAAUUUUGAGGGAAGGACAGCUUGAGCCAUCUUUUGUCUUCCGGACUUUUGACGAGUUUCAAGAGCUUCAUAAUAAGCUCAGUAUUAUUUUUCCACUCUGGAAGUUACCAGGCUUUCCUAAUAGGAUGGUUCUAGGAAGAACCCACAUAAAAGAUGUAGCAGCCAAAAGAAAAAUUGAGUUAAACAGCUAUUUACAGAAUUUGAUGAGUGGUUCAACAGAUGUGGCAGAGUGUGAUCUUGUUUGUACUUUUUUCCACCCUUUACUUCGUGAUGAGAAAGCUGAAGGAAUAGCUAGGUCUGCUGUUGCAGGUCCUUUCAGUCCUACUGCAGGCCAAAUAGGAGGAGCAGUGAAGUUAUCUGUCUCCUACCGUAAUGGUACUCUUUUCAUCAUGGUGAUGCACAUCAAAGAUCUUGUUACUGAAGAUGGGGCUGACCCAAAUCCUUAUGUCAAGACAUACCUACUUCCAGAUACUCACAAAACAUCCAAACGUAAAACUAAAAUUUCACGAAAAACUAGGAAUCCAACAUUCAAUGAAAUGCUUGUGUACAGUGGAUACAGCAAAGAGACUCUAAAACAGAGGGAACUUCAGCUAAGUGUGCUCAGUGCAGAAUCUCUGCGGGAGAAUUUUUUCUUGGGUGGAAUAACCCUGCCUCUUAAAGAUUUCAACUUGAAUAAAGAGACAGUUAAGUGGUAUCAGCUGACUGCAGCAACCUAUUUGUAA